AUGUGCCACUUUCAGGUCUCUUCACACUGCUGGUGUGUUAAAUUUUUUGACAUAGGGUGCAGGCAGAUUACGGGCCUCACAUAGCUGCUGCCAGGCCCCUAAUCUGCCAUGGGCCCUAUAUACCGCCUCCUCAUGCUGCUGCCAAGUCCAGAGUCUCUCAUGGGUCCCUGUACGGCCUCCCAUUGCUGCUGUCUCCAUCGCCACACUCUGCCAUGUGCCACUUUCAGGUCUCCUCACGCUCCUGCUGGUUUCCAUUUUGUCAUAGGUUGCUGUAUGGCCUCCCAUUGCUGCUGCCUCCACCGCCACACUGUGGCUCCAAACACUGGUUUUGGCCCCGUGACUGGCCAAAGGAGUGAAGUGUGCAGUGAUUCUAAGAUCGACGGCACGGCACUCAUCUGCAUGUCAUACUGACAGACAGUAUUAUUUCUCUUCCCCAGCAGACUCCAAGGGCAUUUAAAUUAAAGGUACAGUGUUCUGCACUAAUAUUA
This is a messenger RNA of Staurois parvus, 488 nucleotides long. Lineage: Eukaryota; Metazoa; Chordata; Amphibia; Anura; Ranidae. The record is from the annotation of a GenBank genome assembly.